CCUUCGGACCAGAUGAGCAGCAGCCGCUGAGUAACAAUUUCAAGAUGCCAGGCGGCGCAAGGAUCUCAUUCAGUGGUGUGGAUUCCUCUCUUUCAUCUUUGAAAAACUGCCAGUCUUACAUAAAUACUGGAAUGGAUAUUGCUACUCAUGUUGCCCUUGACCUUGUGGAAAGUUACAAUGAUGUAGAGGACAUUAAUACUAUGGAAAAUGUCAUGCUAGAAUAUGCUGCAAUGGAUAGAGAACUUAAUCAUUACAUGAGAGCAAUUGAAGAAACAGUAAACCAGAUAAAAAGAGAAAAACCAGAAAAUAUACCAGAUUUAAAAAAUUUGGUAAAGGAAAAAUUUACUGCACUGGAGAGCAUGAACAGUGACUCAGAUUUGCAAAAGAAUGAAAAAUACAUGUAUUUUAAGGAUCAACUUAAAGAGAUGAGAAAACAAUUCAUGCUAAAAAAUGAUACUUUAGAUAAUGAUGAGGCCAUUGAACAAAUCGAUGAAGAUAUAGCUGUGACUCAGAGUCAGAUGAACUUUAUUUGUCCCAUUACACAGAUGGAAAUGAAGAGGCCAGUUCGAAACAAAGUCUGUGGACAUAUUUAUGAAGAAGAUGCCAUUCUAAAAAUCAUCCAGACUCGAAAGCAGCAAAAGAAAAAAGUCCGAUGCCCUAAAAUUGGCUGUAGCCAUUCUGAUGUAAAAGAAUCAGAUCUUAUGCCAGAUGAAGCACUUAAAAGAGCGAUUGACAGUCAGAAUAAACAAAGCUGGUCAACACUGGAGAAGUCAGAUGGAUAUGCUGCUGCCACAAAAAUUUGUUAUUAGAGGUCUUGUGAGAUAAGCUGCUGAUUGUGAGUAGGUUGUGUAACUGAUUGUUAUUUAAAGUGUUUCAUUUAUAGGCAAAGUUGAAGGUCUCAGCUGUAGCUAAAAGCAUUUUUCUAAACUGCUGAACACAAGGAAUUCCAGUUUAACUUGUUUGGGGAUUUUUUAACCUUCCUGAAAGUCUAAAAA
This is a messenger RNA of Indicator indicator, 995 nucleotides long. RefSeq names its product NSE2 (MMS21) homolog, SMC5-SMC6 complex SUMO ligase (gene NSMCE2). The record is from RefSeq and is a predicted model, not a curated record. Gene Ontology annotation, cellular component: nucleus; Smc5-Smc6 complex. The transcript is spliced from 8 exons. Lineage: Eukaryota; Metazoa; Chordata; Aves; Piciformes; Indicatoridae. Gene Ontology annotation, biological process: double-strand break repair via homologous recombination; protein sumoylation. Gene Ontology annotation, molecular function: zinc ion binding; SUMO ligase activity. Bases 45 to 809 code for a protein of 254 amino acids.